AUGGCGUCCCCGCAACCCUUUGCCAACAAGGUCAUCGCCAUCACCGGCGCCGGCAGUGGAAUCGGCCGCGCCACCGCUCUCUACCUAGGCCAACGGGGUGCCUCCCUCGCUAUCUCAGAUGUUAACAAGGCCUCCGUGGACGCCGUCGCUGCCGCAAUCCACGCUGAAGUCCCUGGCGCCAAGGUCGUCGCCUCGGCUGUGGACGUGAGCAAGGCCGAUCAGGUUAAGUCGUGGAUUGAGAAAACUGCUGCCGAGUUCGGUAAAUUGGACGGCGCUGCCAAUAUUGCUGGCACGGGUGGCAGUGAAGAGCCUGUUCCCCUGGACGCCCAGACUGAUGACGGCUGGAACUUUGUCCUCAAUAUCAACCUCGCGGGCACAAUGUACUGCCUUCGCGAGGAGCUUCGGGUGCUCUCUGAAGGCGGAUCAAUCGUGAACACCUCGAGCGUGCUGGGCCUGCGCAGUUCGCCUACUCCAGGAGGCAGCCCGUAUGUUACCAGCAAGCACGGCGUUCUCGGAUUGACCAGGACCGUCGCGAGAGAGUAUGGCCACAAGAACAUCCGUGUCAACUGCGUCAACCCAGGUGCGAUUGCGACCCCCAUGAUGGGUUCAUACGACGGUCAACAGAAUCCCUUGCCCGAGUACAUUCAGCCCCCUAUCGCUAGAUGGGGAGCUCCCCAGGAAGUCGCGCAGUUGAUUGGGUUCCUGCUGGGAGACGAGUCUCGCUAUAUUAGCGGGACUUCGGUUGUCAUUGAUGGAGGAUUGCUUUGUUAG
Messenger RNA from Fusarium keratoplasticum, 771 nucleotides. Its product is annotated as 3-oxoacyl-acyl-carrier-reductase. NCBI's taxonomy places the organism in Eukaryota, Fungi, Ascomycota, Sordariomycetes, Hypocreales, Nectriaceae. The coding region runs from base 1 to 771 and encodes 256 amino acids. Gene Ontology annotation, molecular function: oxidoreductase activity, acting on the CH-OH group of donors, NAD or NADP as acceptor. The record is from RefSeq and is a predicted model, not a curated record. The transcript has 2 exons.